GAGUAGGCUUCCGAGGCAGCGCGAAAAGGGAGCAGUCAAUGCCAACCUCAAAAGCAAUAUGGAUGAAUGGCCACCUAAGUGGAAUUGGUGAUGUCGCAGUGAGAAUGCCACCACCGCACAUAUCUCGUCUUCUUUGUCUCUUUCUUUUUCUCGGCAAUCUUUGGGAAGGACUUGCUAAAUCCAUUCCGGACCAGGGAGCACUUGAGGUGCUCAUCAGAGUCCAGGUGUUUGACAACAGUGACCUUUCACCUCUGGCAGAGGCUGCAGUGGAGGUUUAUGGGAACCAGUCUACCUUGGCAUCCAGCAAGGCUGGCAAAGAUGGCGUCGUCAUGGUCACCUUCCUGUACCGCCCUGGCACCUGGGUCAUUGUCAUGGCAACAAAACAGGGCUUUGUCACUAACUCCGCCCCCUGGCAUGCCAGCCGCAUCCCCUUGUAUGCUUCAGUCAGCCUCUACCUGCUCCCCCAGCGGCCUGCCACCCUGAUCCUGUAUGAUGAUGUAGUCCAGGUGCUGCUAGGAUCCCCAGGAGUCAAAAACCAGCCAUGGAUACAGCUCCAGAGGAAAGCAGUCACUCUGGCUCUUAACUCUACCAACCCAGAGCUCUCUGCUGUGCUGACCUCCGCACAGAGUCAGUAUGAGAUAGGAGGUUUCCCCUACCCAUUGGGCCUGGAGAGCAAUGCCACCGGGGCUAACAGUAGCUGGGUGGGGCUGACGGCGGUGGCGGCGGUCAAUGCCCAGCUCUUCAGUCGUAACGGGACCAGUGUUCAGGUGUGGGACCCCGUCCAUAUCUGCAUCCCCCUGCCCUUAGACACACCCCUGCAGACAGCCACCAGUGUCCCCGUGUGGAGGUUCGACGACAAGACAGGACUCUGGGUCAGGAAAGGAACCGGAUACAUCAAGAAAGAAGGAGCACAGCUGACAUGGAGUUUUGUGGCCAACCAGCUAGGAUACUGGCUGGCUGCCUUUCCCUCAAACACAGGCUCAGCUUUGAACCCCAUGGGCCUGCGAGACAUCACCACCUACCAUACCAUCUUCCUCCUAACCAUCCUGGGCUCCAUGGCUCUGCUGGUGCUGGUGCUGCUCUGUCUGCUGCUCUAUUACUGCAGGCGGAGAUGUCUGAAACCACGGCAGCAGUACCGUCAUGGCAAGAUGCAUGUCUCCUCCGGCAUGGACGGCUCCAAAAGAGAUCAAUGCACCUCUAUGUCCCACCUCAACCUCAUCAGCUCAGGCCACAUCCACAUCGACACAGCUUCCUCCACCGGGGGUGACCCAGACGCCCUCAAAUCAGACCUGUCCUCCACCCGGGAUCUCCACAGCUCCAGGGAGGAUUUCUUCCGGCACACGCCCCCAGGAAAGGCCCAGCGCCACUCCACGGUGAACACGGACAGUAUCACCAGACGUGGCGGUGGGGAGAGUUUUCCCAUGAAGGUGACAACACGCUCUACUAACACUAACAACUUGGAUCCUCAGCUGCUGCUCCGCAACGACACCCGCAGCUUCAGCUCAGCGGAGGAUAAUACCCAUGAUCCUCGACGUCGCCACAAUCACAACGCCAAUGACAACCAAGCUUACUCCUCAGAUCCACCAUCUCCACCACCUUUACUGCCUCCCUUCGCCGGGCACUACCAGGAGUACUCUGGCCUGCCCCCGGAGUACUCAGCGUCCCAGACCGGGGACCUCUUAGCCAGGCCCAACUCUCUAAACACCCAGCCCGGCCAGCUCAUCUUCUGCCACUCCAUGGACCAGAUGAAGGAGAGCAUGUACCGGAGUGUGGUGCCCACGCUGGUCAUCCCGGCCCACUACAUGCGCCUGUCGUCGGACCUGUCGGCUGUGGAGCAGGCCUUGGAGAGGCAGCAACAGAUGCAGCAUGACAUGGAGGGAAUCCAGGUUAGCAUGACUCUGCCCAGGCAGCAGGGACAGGUACACCAGAAUCAGCAGCAGAAACCACAGAACCAGCAACAACAGAAUCAUCAACAGGAGGAUGAGGAAGGGGAAGAACCAGGCCAGCAGAGGGAGGACUCAGAGGGACACUCCAACUGGGCCUCGGACCCUAACGCGGCUCCAGUCCACAUCCCGGUCCUGUUCAACGACAACACCAUAUCUCAGAUGAACGGAGAGCUGCAGGCGCUGACGGAGAAGAAGCUUCUGGAGCUGGGGGUGAAACCGCACCCCCGGGCCUGGUUCGUCUCCCUGGACGGUCGCUCCAACUCCCUGGUUCGCCACUCCUACAUCGAGCUGGGGGGAGACACUCUCAGCAUCCCUGGAGGAGGGGGAGGUGGAGGAGCCACGGGGAGUCAUCAUGACAACAGAGUAGACGUCGCUCGCGAAGCCAACAUAAAGCAGCGGAAGGGAAAGGAGGAGAGGAAGGCCAAGGAAGCUAAGGAAGCAAAGGAGGCUGCAGCUGCGGUUGAGAGGAAGGGUCACGCAGGGAAGACCUAUACUAAACUCCCCUGCAUCGACACCACGGACCCCCCCAGCAGCAGCAGCGAGAGCCACGCUGCCAUGUACUCUCCAGAGGACAAUUCUCUGGCACCGCUGCUGGAUGAGGCCCCAGAGACGACCCCCCGUGGGGGCACGUUCCCCCGGAAGGGCCGCAGCCGGGAUAACAGCGCCCGGACCAGUACCACCACUACCACCAGCGAGGUGACACACAGGGACUCAGCCACCAGCCCCGAGGAUGGGGAGGAUGCCGACGAUAAAGACGAGGAGGGGAACAAGAAGAGUCCCUGGCAGAAGCGCGAGGAGAGACCCCUCAUGGUGUGGAAGUAAGAUAUACCUAGGGCUCUCAGGGAACAUUGAGCUACAAGAGAACAGGGGGAGAAGAACCACUGUGUCAAUGAACGCCUAAUUUCUGACUGUGUCCCUUGUAGAUUCUCUACAGAAAGAAGAGCAGAGAAUAUGAGAGGUCUGUCUUGGAGAACAAAGAGAAAGACGUGUGUGAAAGAGAUUAUGAAGUGAGAAUGGAAAUCAAACAAAGAAGCACAAUUGUCACAUGAGUCGAGAAAGGACCAGGUGUUUUGAAGUCCCACAUUUGCUUGUAGUCAUCACUGAGAUCAGUAGCUAUAUCUGCAUCUCGAUCAGUAGCUAUAUCUACAUCUCCAAAAACAUCACUGAGAUCAGUAGCUAUAUCUGCAUCUCGAUCAGUAGCUAUAUCUACAUCUCCAAAAACAUCACUGAGAUCAGUAGCUAUAUCUGCAUCUCGAUCAGUAGCUAUAUCUACAUCUCCAAAAACAUCACUGAGAUCAGUAGCUAUAUCUGCAUCUCGAUCAGUAGCUAUAUCUACAUCUCCAAAAACAUCACUGAGAUCGGUAGCUAUAUCCCUAUCUCUAGAAGUUUCACAUGGCUGUGGAUUUAUUUAUUUUUUAAAUCAUGAUCCCUAAGCAUGUGGAUGGGAACAUAUGGGAGAGGGAACAAAUGGGAGAGUUCCUCUGACUGGUUGGUAUUCUGAGAUUCUUGAGAAAUGCUCAACAAUGUUUUUCUCCACUGUGCUGUUAGUAGAAUUCCUUGGAAAUGUUACCUAUCCGAUUUUGCUGUUACCUUAGCAUUAACCUCAAGUCAUUUUUACAGACCUUUUGGGAGGCGUCAGCUGGCCAAACAGAAACUUUUGAUUCCUAUGGAAAACCAAGACUGUCGGCCAGAAUUGGAAUGAAUUCGUUUUUUUUUUUUUACUCUUUAAUCUUGUUUUUCUAACAGAUUAGAUGGCCUUCUUUUUAUGACUGAGUGGUACUUAAUGUCAUUGAGGAGACAGAUCAAUGUAUUAAACAUUGGAAAAAAGGUUGCUGUUGUGAUUGUGAAAUCCUAAUAAGUAAGUCCUAAAACCCAGGGUUUACAACAAUGUUGUUAUUUCAUUUUGUACUCUAAAAUUUUCCUUGGAGAUAAUGGCAGAAAACCACCUCCACGUUACUAUCACUGAAACCUGGAGAAUAAUGCAAACCGUUUUGCGUUGCCAUUUUCCUUACUGACAGAAAAUGUUAGUCGUGUUUUUUUCUUGCUUUUACUAACCUGCUGACCUGGUGACUUGUAACAUUAAAAUCUAUGGAAGCAUG
Messenger RNA from Salvelinus namaycush (lake trout), 4045 nucleotides. It is a transcript of the gene fam171a2a, whose product is annotated as family with sequence similarity 171 member A2a. The record is from RefSeq and is a predicted model, not a curated record. Bases 39 to 2768 code for a protein of 909 amino acids. Lineage: Eukaryota; Metazoa; Chordata; Actinopteri; Salmoniformes; Salmonidae. The transcript is spliced from 8 exons.